CACAUCGUCGUCAUCAUCAUACCUUAGGACAUUAGAAUGUCGCAAUGAAAACAUCCAUUUCAGAGUAAAGCUGACUGUAUGCGGAUACAGAUAAUUAUAGAUGCAAAUGAUUAGCUUACAAGGUAAAUACACAACAGCAGAAUAAUCGAUCAAAAACACGCGGUGCACCGAAAAAACUCGUUUAACGCCAACUUCGUUGUGUGUCACUAGGAGCUACCUGCUUCAGCAGUCAGGUAACAGGAGUCUGAAAUGUAACUGUUACAUGUUGACAGUCAAGAUAACGACUUGAAAAGUGUGCAUUAGGUCCCUUGUUAACACACACACACUCUCACACACACACGCACACAAACACGUACCCACGCACGCACAUAUUUAGGAAAGAACAGUUCAAUAGCGAGUCAAGAGUGAACACACGGAGUGCAGUCGGGAGGAGGGCGAGGAGUGUGACCCACCCUAAGAGUAUUUGUGAGGAUCAAAGUAGAAAUCGUGCUAAUCCGCUCUUUGGAGGGAGAGCCGCCAGCAGGUGAUCGAUACCCACCCUGACCCACGCGAUCACCGCCAGCCACCACACUGACUGGCUGAUCGCCAACCACAGAGCCUGCUUGUUGUAAAUCAUUUGACUGCUCUGGCAGGUGAAUGGAAACCGAUCACCAGUCGUUCACACAAUUUCCAGUGGACUGAACGCUAAAAGUAUGUGUUUGCUCCAUGUGAACAGUAGAGACCCCGGGGGCACCUGUCCAGCCGCCUGAAAUGACGGAAGCUUUCUGGGGACGUUGAGUGAACAUUCUUGUUGUCCUCGAGGAGUUACUAAGCGAUGAAUAAGAUGCAUUCCAGCUGCAAGGUGACUGAUCAAUGUUGAGCACUUUUGUUGGGUCAUCAAGUUUCCAAACUGAACGUACAAAGAAACAUCAGGAAUGUGAGCUUGAAACUGUUCGGUGUCUGAUGAGCCCGAGGCGCAUGCUCCGUUGUGGGAGGUUUUGCUGGGCGUGCCGUGCCGUGAGGUUGGUGUCGGGACGUGUUGAUACUUUCACUGACCUGCUGGAAAUGGACGCAAGCUUGUGACUGUGCACGCAACCCAUUGUUCAGGAAAAUAUCCGCUCACUGGAGUCAUCGUCCACAGAGUAGUCUCUCAACAUGGUAAUAGUUACGAAGGACGACUUCGUGUGGCUGGACCCAGAGAAAGAUGGCGAGUUUGCCGUCGCCAUCGGCGCCAGGGUGCUUCAGACGGAGUCCGGCCGCACCAAGGUGGUGGACGACGACGGGCGAGAGCUGUGGGUGGACAGCAAGCGGCAAGUGCGCCGCAUGCACCCGACUUCCAUUGAGGGUGUGGAGGACAUGAUCUCUCUGGGAGAGCUCAAUGAGGCUGGCAUCCUGCGGAACCUGCUCAUACGUUACAUGGACCACGUUAUCUACACAUACACGGGGUCCAUCUUGGUGGCAGUCAACCCCUAUGAGGUGUUGCCAAUCUACAGUACCGAGCAGAUACAGGCCUACCAGAACAAGAGGAUCGGUCAGAUGCCUCCGCACAUCUUCGCCAUCGCCGACAACAGCUACAACAAUAUGCAACGAUACCAGCACGACCAGUGCAUCAUCAUAAGCGGCGAGUCUGGCGCCGGGAAGACGGAGAGCGCAAAGCUGAUCCUGCAAUACCUGGCGGCCAUCAGUGGUCAGCACUCGUGGAUUGAACAACAGGUCCUGGAGGCCAACCCUGUCAUGGAAGCUUUCGGGAACGCGAAGACCAUCAGAAACGACAACUCUAGCCGUUUCGGCAAGUACAUCGACAUUCAUUUCAACCAAAAGGGUGCAAUAGAGGGCGCCAAGAUCGACCAGUACCUGUUGGAGAAGACACGCAUCGUCAGCCAAGCUCGUGACGAGCGUAACUACCACAUCUUCUACUGCAUGCUGGCCGGCCUGUCUCCUGAGGAGCGCCACAAGCUCGACCUGCAAGACGCCACACACUACCACUACCUGACGCAGGGAGGAAGCAUCGUCUGUGAAGGACGGGAAGAUCAAAAAGAUUUCAACGCCAUUCGUUCGGCCAUGAUGUUGGCCUUCAGCGAUACAGAGGUGUGGGACUUGUUCAAGGUCCUGGCGGCUUUGCUGCACGUCGGCAAUGUCCAGUUUAGCGCUAUAGAGCUGCAGAACAUGGAGGCCACGGAGGUCAAGGACAUCUCGUGCGUCAACAAGGCGGCGCGACUGUUGGACGCGACCGCGCAGCACCUGGUGGAGGUGCUGACCAAGCGGACCAUCAAGACGACGGAGGACAGCGUGACGGCCACCAUGGGUGCCGCUGCUGCCGUCGACGUGCGAGACGCCUUCGUCAAAGGCAUCUACGGCCGCAUGUUCGUCUGGAUCGUCAACAAGAUCAACGCCGCCAUCUACAAGCCGCCGCACAAGGGGCGCUACCGCCAGUCCAUUGGUGUGCUGGACAUCUUCGGGUUUGAAAACUUCGUGAACAACAGUUUCGAGCAGCUGUGCAUCAACUAUGCAAACGAGAAUCUUCAGCAAUUCUUCGUGAAACACAUCUUCAAACUGGAACAGCAAGAGUACAACUUGGAAGGCAUCAGUUGGAAGCAUAUCGAGUUUGUGGACAAUCAGGCGGCUCUUCACCUCAUUGCAGUCAGCUCCAUGAACAUCCUGGCUCUCAUUGACGAGGAAAGCAAGUUUCCCAAGUGAGGAACUGAUGAUGACUCCGGGACUGACGACACGAUGUUGGAGAAGCUGCACCAUCACCACACGAGCAACCCACUCUAUUUGAAACCCAAAGGUCAACAGAACCGCACCUUCGGGUUGUCGCAUUUUGCAGGCUCCGUCUUCUACAACAGCCGGGUUAUGCUAUUUUUAUGCCGCCAGGGUUUCUUGGAGAAAAAUCGAGACACCUUCAAUGCUGAUCUCAUGCGGUUCGUUAAUACCUCCAAAAGCAAAUUUCUUCGCUCGCUUUUUGCUGCUGAUGUCACUACGACAAACUUACCUGGCAAGGACACGGUGCGCAGGGCCCCGACACUGGCGGCGCAGUUCAAAAAGUCGCUGGAAUCUCUCAUGAAGACCCUGAGUCAGUGCCAGCCAUUCUUUGUGAGGUGCAUCAAACCUAAUGAGUUCAAGAAGCCGCUGGUGUUUGACCGCGAGCUGUGCUGCAAGCAGCUGCGCUAUUCGGGUAUGAUGGAAACCAUCCGCAUCCGGCGAGCUGGCUACCCCAUACGUCAUCACUUCGACAAGUUCGUCGAUCGUUACCGCCUGCUGGUCACCGGGGUGGGGCCGUCUCACAGAGUGGACUGUUCGGCUGCGGCCGCCGCGAUCUGUCUGCAAGUCUUCAAAAAUGCUGACUACCAGAUUGGCAAAACAAAGGUUUUUCUUAAGGAUGCCCAAGAUGCGUACCUGGAGCAGCAGCGGGAGCUGGCGCUGACGGAGAAGACGGUGCUGAUACAAACGGCCGUCCGCUGCUGGUUCUACCGCCGACGUUUCGUGCAGGAGCGCACAGCCAUCGUCACGGUGCAGCGACAAUGGAGGAUGAUAGCCGAGCGACGACGGUUCCUCAAGAUGCACAAAGGCUUCCUUCGUCUGCAAGCGAACCUGAGGUCCCGCAUCCUAGAGGCGCGCUACCGGAGCAUCAAAGACUGGGUCAUCGGCCUGCAGCGGGUGUGUCGCGGCUACCUGAUCCGCCAGUGGUCAGGGAAACGCCUGAUUGCUCUCAUUAAGAUCCAGGCGGCAGUGAAGACAAUCGUCGCUAAGCAACAGCUUCGUCGUUUGCUUUUGCACAAGAAACACCCAGAACUACCCAUGGAAAAACUGAGCAUGCCAGCUGGCAAACAAGACCAAGCAAGGGGAAUUAGGCGAGAAGGCAGGGAAAGCAUCACGAAGGCUGACACUGAGUUGGUGACCAGCCUCUUUGAAGGUCUGGACAACUCUGAGGAGUUACCUACACCAGAACCUCAAGGGCAGCCACCACCAGAAUACGAAGAUUUCAAGUUUUCCAAAUUUGCCUCGGCCUACUUCCAGCACAAUGCUUCUCACACGUUCGUGCGCCGGCCACUCAAGUACCCGCUGCUACCCGUGCGGAGUCCUGAUGAACUUCUGGCAGCGUUGACUGUGUGGGUGGUCAUCUUACGGUUCAUGGGAGACCUUCCAGAACCUCGGCCACGAGCUGGUGACAAUGACGAGGAAAGCAAGUCCACGCCUGUGAUGGCCAAAAUCUACGCGACAAUCGGACGAAAGGUCAGCCAGCAAGAUCUGGAGGACUUCAGGAGAGAAGCGGAAAUAAUGGAGAAGGAGAAGAACCACGGACCUACCAGACGAACUCUGAACAAACCACCUCAAGGAAAGCUGGUGUCACUCACCUUGAAGAAGAAGUCGAUGAUAUCGGACAUCGAUGAUUACAAUGACACAAAGCAAGAUGGCGGAAGAUCGUUUCUGGAGAACCAGCCAAUGACGCACCAGGAAAAGCUACACUUCAUCAUCGGACAUGGCAUUCUGCGACCAAACCUUCGGGAUGAAAUCUUCUGUCAGAUCUGCAAGCAGUUAACAGAAAACCCUUCAAAGACCAGUUACAACCGGGGAUGGAUUCUACUUUGCCUUUGUCUCGGGUGUUUCACACCUUCCAGCCGGCUGUUCAGCUACCUGCAAAACUUCAUCAACUCAGGUCCUCCUCGAUUUGCCAAGUACUGUCAGGCUCGACUGCAACGGACGAUGGCCAACGGACCUCGUAGCCAGCCGCCGAGCCACGCGGAACUUGAGGCGACUCGUCUAGCCAAGCCCAUCAUGCUGUCCGUCGUGUCCAUGGAUGGAGAAGUCAAAGACUUGCAGGGCGACUGUGCCACCACCGCCUCUGAACUGUGUCAGCAAAUCGCCGACCGAAUCAGCCUCAAAGACCGCUUUGGAUUCUCUCUUUAUGUUGCAGUCUUUGACAAGGUCGCAUCCCUUGGGAGUGGUCGUGAUCACGUGAUGGACGCCGUGUCUCAGUGCGAGCAGCAUGCCAAAGAGCAAGGAGUACACGAGGACAAAGUACCCUGGAGACUUUUCUUCCGCAAAGAGAUCUUCACUCCUUGGCACGACCCCAGAGAGGACCGGGUGGCCACUCGACUCAUCUACAAGCAGAUCGUGCGAGGGGUGAAGUCGGGUGAAUACCGUUUCGAGAAGAACGAGGACCUGGCGCUGCACGCGGCCAAACACUAUUUCGUGGAACACGGGCGGAAGGUCACGCCAGACGCUCUGCAAAACAUCAUCAACACCACCAUCCCCGACUCUCAGCUCCAGCGGCCUGAAGCUGUGAAAAGCUGGAUGACUCUGCUCGACAACAGCCUCAAGCAUCAGUACUUUUCUGCCGAGGGCAUCGAGCCCGAGAAGGUGAAAGACGAUGUGGUGAUGGCCGCCAUGCACAAGUGGCCUAUGCUCUUCUCACGAGUCUUCGAGCUGCGGUGGUCAGCAGGGAAAGGCCUCUCUGCCAGUGAGGCAGUCCUGGCGGUCAACUGGACUGGUGUGUACCUGCUCAACGACAGGGAGCAAGUGGUGCAGGAGAUGCCCUACCCUGAGAUCAUGACCAUAUCAGAGGCAAAGACAGACAACAGGCAAGGACCGGGCUUUGAACUGACCCUAGCCAAAGGAGCUAAGUACACUUUCCUAACCUCCAGUGAGGCGCAGGAGCUCAUUGCUUACAUGUGGAACGGCCUGAAGAAACGGUCUCGUCACGUGAUCGCCACACAGGACAUCAAUCCUGAAAGUGGCACUGACCUCCUGGCGGUCAGAAAGAAUGACCUCAUAGUCUUACAAUACAGCAGUGGGCCAAGGAACAGAGUCCAGGCUGGUUCUAUGGCGAGAAUGUCCGGACUUCCCGUAAAGGCGACUUCCAGUCCGAGUGUGUCCACAUCAUCCCAAUACUGUCCUCACCCUCAAGACCUUUUGAACUUACUGAUCAAGUUUAGUGGAUUAUCAGCGAUCGAGUCGACUGCCCCAGAGGUAGAUGCCGCGGUGGCGAAGAAUGAGAGCGCGUUCACUCUGGAAGAAUAUUCUAAGACACAUUUCAGCAAGCCACUCAAAGACCUGAAGAGUGGAACUGUGAGGUCCUUCAAUCGCCAGGUGGAGUUGUGGCGCUACUCGAAAGAAACGUUGAUGCAGCCGCUGCUCAAGAAGGUGAUGGAGAACAGCGAGCUCAGAGGAGAUGCCUGCAGGUGCUUCCUUGCUAUUCUCAAGUACAUGGGUGACCACCCCACCAAAAAGACGAAAGUGAUCACAGAGCUGACCGACCAGAUCUUCGAACCACCCCUAAGAAAUGAGCUUUUACGAGAUGAAGUCUACUGUCAAAUCAUGAAGCAGUUGACUGACAACUUUAACAGGGUGAGUGAAGAAAGGGGCUGGCACCUAAUGUGGAUGGCUACAGGAAGCUUUGCUCCAAGCAAAUCUCUUCAUCGGGAACUACUCCAAUUUCUUAACACCAGAUUGUCGCCCUUUGUGUCAGGAUGUCUUCAGCGUUUGGAGAAAACUCUAAGGCACGGGACUAGGAAAUAUCCGCCACACGUGCUGGAAGUCAACGCCUCUCAGCAUCAUGCAACCAUCCUCCACAAGAUCUCGCUGCCCGACGACACUGACGAGGCCUUUGAGAUCGACUCCCAUACAAGAGCUGAGGACAUCUGUCGGGGUAUCGCAGGGAGACUCGCUCUGAAGUCCUCAGAAGGGUUGUCAGUCUUCAUCAAGUUGGAAGGCAUGGUGAUCAGCGUUCCUCCCAACGACUUCUUUUUUGACUUCGUCCGAGAAGCGUCGGACAGCGUGUGGAAAACUCGUCCAGCGUAUGACGGUACUCCCCCGAACUUUACCUAUCAGGUGUUUUUCGUCAAGAAACUUUGGACAAAUGUUGUCCCGGGUGAGGACAAAAAUGCUGAUGUCAUAUUUCAUUACCAUCAGGAACUUCUGAAGUAUCUUCGCGGUUACCAUGCUUGCCCAGUGAAGGAGACCGCUUACCUGGCCGCUUUGAUCUACCGGGCGAUGCACGGAGAUGACGCCACUCACCUGGUCAACUUCCCUGCCGUACAAAAGUUGCUGAUUCCAUUAGACCAAAUGAAAUCACAAGCAUCGUAUGACUGGAAGAAGGUCGUCAUGGAUAUGUUCAACAAAACCAAAGGCAAAAGCAAGGACGAAGCGAAGAUCGAGUUUCUGAAAACUGUUUACAAGUGGCCAACCUUUGGGUCCGCAUUCUUCGAAGUCAGGCAAACGUCUGAACUGAAAUACCCACAGCACCUGCUGAUUGCCAUCAACAAGAACGGUGUCCUUCUCCUUGACCCUAAGACCAAGAAUCUUCUCGUCACAUACCCAUUCAAUAUGAUUUCGAACUGGAGCACUGGUCGCACCUACUUCCAUCUGACCAUCGGAAGUCUUGUUCAAGGGACAAAGCUCAUGUGCGAGACAGACCUGGGUUACAAGAUGGACGACCUACUCGACUCCUACGUCAGCUUGAUGGCGGCCAAAAUGAAGCGCCAUCAUAACAUCUAAUGACGUCACAUCCGCCUACACUAAUUCCCAGCGUGCUGGGGACUCCUCAGCUUCUCCUCAGCAGUGGACAAGGACUUCGUUACAUUCCUUAUAAUUUUUUUAGCCAGCGGACAGCGAUCUCUAUAUGCAUCAUAAUGCCCUGUCAUCAACGGAUUCGUUGAGUUUUUGAAAUUCAUGUCUCGCUGGUGAACUUGGAAGUGAAGCUUUCACUUCUGUAAAUUUCUAGAACCGUCAACCUCCGUCGCUUGACAUGUGGAAUCCAGGAUGUGCACACUUCAUCAGCUGACUUCUUUGUACAUUGGACAAAGCAUCAUACACCGCAAGUAUCCUCCCUGCUCAUUCCUGCAGCUAAUGGAACAAUAGUAUUCUAUUUAUCAUUGCUGUCUUAUUACCCGCUUACAUCCAGGCUUUUCUUAGACACAUCCGAAUGAGUCUUUUAUAAAAAGAGACUUUUCAUGACUCUCCCGUACUCAGGAUGUGAUAACAUGAAGGUUGGUCAAGACCUUCGAGAUUUUUUGUGUGAUAGACAAAGGUCUCGAUGAACAAUCCUUCUUGUCGAAAAUAGACCCUUAUAGGUAUGUUAGUCGCGAAGUAAGGAACAAUCUUACCGAUUCUAUCAAUGCUUUCUGCGGAAAUAUUGAAAGUGGCGCAAAAAUGAGAUUAACGAUUGAAAGCAGAUGUAAAUCUGGAUGUCUGGUGAUUGAUUUCAAAGAAACUCCUCCCCUCCCCCACCAAAAAAAAAGAAAAAAGAUUUUGCUGGAGAGGGGAAUGUGUUACCCACGCUUUUGCCUUCUAUUUAUUGAAUAUUUUAAUACUAGUGACUGUAUGUGCAAACAUGUUUCCACAGUAUUCAAACACUUUUACUCUUGUACACUUCCACCUAUUUCUUUCAACAGCGCAAAAUUUGUGGUGUCAACAUUUGAUUUUGCAGCAUCAUUCUUUUUUAAUCCCAUUCUAUUGUUUCCGUUCGGUUCAUAUUGUGUGUUACUGCUUUAUUGUGACUAGUUUGAAAAGAAUUCACUUGUUGAUAUCUAGAUUUUUCUGACGAUUGAAACAUUUUUUAUGUAUGCUUUCAAAGUGUACAGUUUAUAUUGUUAUUUCCCAUCGUAUUUUAUAGUCAAUGUUAUUUCAUACCGCAUUUUGUGAGAUAUGUAUUUUCUUGAAAACAUCGGCAGAGGCUAAUAUGACUUAUCGCGAUACCUAUCAGACAUUAAUGUUAAUGAUACUGCAGAUUUAUGACACUUUUUGAAAAAAACGAAUUCAUGCUAGUGAUUGGAGGAUGGAAAGUAUUAAAAAUUGAGUGUUACUCUGAGGAAUUAUUCCCUUGACCACUGUUGGCUGUACAUUAGUCAGGAGGCUAAUCCUUGUCCAAACUUACGCCACUGGUUGACUUUCCAGAAUGUUCACUGAUGUAAUUUUGAACAAGUCUUUUCGAUUAAAUUUUGUCUUCAUACUAUGUUGAAAAUCAUCCGGUUGUAAGUUUAUUAACAUAUUUAAUGUUCGUGUUCGUAUUUGGUGAUUAUUACUGGAAGUUUGAAGUUGUUUUUUUUAUCAGUUUAAGAAAUGUCAGUUGUUGUUAGGUUGCUCGCAUGUCGUGUGGUGACUUCUUUCUGAACAUCAGUAACUACUUGGUAUCAUUUAGCUUACAUUCCCUGUAAUCACCUCCAGGUGGUCUGAACUCUCAAAUACAAAUUCAAGCUUUUGAAAAAAAAAUAGUCAGUAUCUGGCAAGGAAGGUUCAUACUUUGUGUUUUAAGUGUUUGCACAUGAUGUAUAAGAAAAGGACUCGCAGUGAAUCUUGUGAAUCUUCUCCAUCCUGUUGCCUAAAGUAAAUACUGCAAAUUGGUUUCCCCUUCAUUGCAGAGUUGCCUCCCGCAGUUGGCAAGGUUGUGUAGAAUGUUUGCUCAAUGAAGGUGUGACAGCAGCUGGGGACCUGGGGAAAGGGAGAUGACAACUUUAUAGCUACACGACAGACCAUCAUACAUCCUUGUCUUGACAUUUUCAUGAUGAUUUUCUUUCUCCGUGUCUUCCGUGAGUUUUGUGCCCCUGGUUUAUGUCCCCUGCAUUGAAAAUCUAACGUGCCGAGGAAACAUAGUUCAUACUUAACUAGUAUUAGCGUUUGUUAAACAAAACUGUUUAUGGGCCCAUCUUUUAUAAUGUUUCUAAAUAAACCUUUUUGUCAUCGUC
Pomacea canaliculata is the source of this 9662-nucleotide messenger RNA. Its product is annotated as myosin-VIIa-like. Gene Ontology annotation, molecular function: cytoskeletal motor activity; protein binding; ATP binding. Gene Ontology annotation, cellular component: cytoskeleton; myosin complex. The record is from RefSeq and is a predicted model, not a curated record. Lineage: Eukaryota; Metazoa; Mollusca; Gastropoda; Architaenioglossa; Ampullariidae.